GUAUCAGAAGAUGAUAAACACUAUUAAAUGAUUGAUGAUGGGGAAAAGGCCUUGCUGUCUUCUAUGUCUAGACACUCAGCCCCCAUUUCCACUUCCGUUUCUGUGUAUAGGUUCAGCGGUAUAUAUAUCCAUCAACGAAAGCAGGUGUAAAUAAGCUUCCACCAGCACUGAGUUGUCCACAAUAUACUCCAAUGGAUUCACAUUCACAGGGCUUCCUUUGGAGCCCUCCAAGUCUCCACCCCGUUUACUACCAAACCAAGGAGGAUGAUGGGAUUAUUGAUCUGGGUCUUAGUCUGAGAACUCUGCAGCCCCAAGUGUACCACCCAACUGGGCAUAUGGGAAGCCUGGAGGGAUAUGGAGCAUACGGUGAGCCGGUGGACUGGCCCCAGCUGGAAGCACAGUCUAGAAAUUCAAAUUCAGGAUGUCCAAAAGUCAUCCCAGAAGAUUGUGAAGAGGAGACAGAGGGAGUCCAAAGCAAAGAGAGGUGGGCAUAUGUGAAGGUUAACAUGGAUGGGGUUGUAAUUGGGAGGAAAAUCUGCGUCCUUGAUCUCGCUGGUUAUUCAAGCUUGGCACUUCAGCUUGAAGACAUGUUUGGUAGAGAUUCCUUAUCCGGGUUAAGGCUGUUCCAGAGAGAGUCUGAAUUUGCCCUGUUUUACAAGGACAGAGAGGAGAAUUGGAGGACUGUCGGUGAUGUUCCAUGGAAAGAAUUUGUAGAUAGCAUCAAGCGUCUGAGAAUUGUGCGAAAGAAUGAAGCUCAUUUUCCCUCUUCCUUGGAGUGUACUUAAUUUUCUCUCUCUUUUUAUCUUCCUGGAAAAAUCUCUGGCAUUGCCGGAAUUUGAAAUGAAAAUGGCAGCCCAGUCCCAGAAAAUUCAUUUGAAA
Vitis vinifera (wine grape) is the source of this 879-nucleotide messenger RNA. RefSeq names its product auxin-responsive protein IAA32. The transcript has 4 exons. The record is from RefSeq and is a predicted model, not a curated record. NCBI's taxonomy places the organism in Eukaryota, Viridiplantae, Streptophyta, Magnoliopsida, Vitales, Vitaceae. Gene Ontology annotation, cellular component: nucleus. Bases 192 to 785 code for a protein of 197 amino acids. Gene Ontology annotation, molecular function: protein binding. Gene Ontology annotation, biological process: regulation of DNA-templated transcription.